Octodon degus (degu) is the source of this 975-nucleotide messenger RNA. Its product is annotated as olfactory receptor 958-like. The record is from RefSeq and is a predicted model, not a curated record. Gene Ontology annotation, molecular function: G protein-coupled receptor activity; olfactory receptor activity. Gene Ontology annotation, cellular component: membrane. NCBI's taxonomy places the organism in Eukaryota, Metazoa, Chordata, Mammalia, Rodentia, Octodontidae. The coding region runs from base 1 to 975 and encodes 324 amino acids. The transcript has a single exon. Gene Ontology annotation, biological process: G protein-coupled receptor signaling pathway.
AUGUCAUUGCAUUGCUUUUCCAGGACUGUCUGCCCUAUGAACAUGAGAAACUACACGUCUGUGACUGAGUUCAUCCUCUUGGGGAUCCCUAAUACUCAAGGGCUGGAGAACAUGAUCUUUGUUGUGUUCCUCACUUUCUAUACCUUCUCCUUGCUGGGCAAUCUCAUCAUCUUCCUUACCAUUCUGGCUUCCCCCAACCUCCACACCCCCAUGUAUUUCUUCUUGGCAAACCUGUCGAUGUUUGAUAUGCUUUUCCCUUCUGUGAAUUCCCCCAAGAUGAUGGUCUUGCUAGUGGGUCAAAGCCGUACCAUCUCUUACCAGGGCUGUGCCUCUCAGGUCUUCUUCUACCACACUCUGGGAGGCACUGAGUGUUUCCUGUACACUGUGAUGGCCUAUGACCGCUUCGUGGCCAUUUGUCACCCUAUGCGAUACACGGUCAUCAUGAACCCCACAGUAUGCACUGGCCUGACAGUGGGCACUUGGCUGGGGGGCUGCCUCCAUGGCAGUGUCCUCACCUUCCUCACCUUCAGGUUACCCUACUGUGGCCCUAACAAAGUACACAGCUUUUUCUGUGAUAUCCCAAUGGUGUUGACCCUGGCCUGUGCAGACACUUCAAUGGCACAGAUGGUGAGUUUCACCAACGUGGGCGUUGUUGCACUCUUGUGCUUUAUUCUCAUCCUCACUUCAUACAUUCGCAUUAUUUUCUCCAUAUUGAAAAUCCGCUCCUCAGAAGGCAGGCGCAGAGCCUUCUCCACCUGCAGUGCCCACCUGACCUCCAUCCUCUUAGCCUAUGGGCCUGUGAUUCUUGUCUAUCUCAAGUCGGCUUCCAACCUCUGGCUAGAUGCUGCUGUUCAGGUGUUAAACAAUGUCAUCACUCCUUCCCUCAAUCCUUUAAUUUAUUCCCUAAGAAACAAGGAUGUGAAAUUAGCCCUGCGGAAGGUGUUAGUACAAGUGAUUAACCCUUCUGGGAAAUAA